AUGAGCAGGCUGUGCGUUGCAGAAGAGCAAUCUGUGCUGGCAGAAGACAAGAACAAGAGGUUACACAAAAUUGGGAAAAUGAAUAACAGCAAAGUGAAAGUGGCUGUGAGGGUUCGUCCUCUGAAUCAGAGGGAGAAAGGACUAAACUCAGAGUGUGUAGUUCGAGUCAAUGGAAACCAGAUUACCCUUUUGCCAUCUAUUUCCUGCAAGGAGAAAGACAGAAAAGAACCUCAUAUCUUCACAUUUGACAACUGUUUCUGGACAGAGGAUAGACCUGAAACUGGGCAGGAGGAUGUUUUUGAACAUCUCGGAGAUGGAGUUCUUGAGAACAUAUGGCUUGGUUACAAUGUGUGUAUCUUUGCCUAUGGCCAAACAGGUUCAGGAAAAACAUUUUCAAUGAUGGGGACAAAUAACCAACCUGGUAUUGUGCCAAGAAUCUGCUCUGCUUUAUUUAAUAAAGAGUCCAAUGAUGCAGAAACCAUCAGGAUUGAGGCUUCUUAUCUUGAGAUUUACAACGAGGAGGUUAGAGAUCUUCUAAAGUCUGCAAAAAAGCAAAAUAAACUAAGAGUUCGAGAAGGCAAACAAAUUGGCCCAUAUGUUGAGGAGUUAUCUUGCCAUGCUGUUCAAAGCUAUGAAAAGAUUAAAUUGCUGUUGGACCAGGGCAAUAAACAGAGGGCCAUUGCAGAAACCAAGAUGAAUGAGCAGAGUAGUCGUUCUCAUGCCAUACUAACACUGACCGUUACACAAACAUGUAACGAUCGCACAUCAGGAGCCUUCAGGGAGUUGGUGAGUAAGGUCAGCCUGGUAGAUCUGGCAGGAAGUGAGAGGUCCUACAAAUCUGGAGCCCAAGGCCGUCAGAUUAAAGAAAGUUGCAAUAUCAACAAAUCCCUCCUAACUCUGGGACUAGUCAUAAAUUCUUUGGCCGAAAGCUCAGAAAAUAAAAAGAGUCAAUUUGUGAAUUAUAGAGACUCUGUACUCACCUGGCUACUAAAGAACAAUCUUGGAGGAAACAGCAAGACAAUUAUGUUGGCCACGGUCAGUCCUGCAGCAGAUAAUUAUCAAGAAACGCUCUCUACCCUAAAAUAUGCAGACAGCGCCAAACGAAUAGUCAACCAAGCCGAGGUGAAUGAGGAUGUGAAAUCCAAAGCCAUAGAGGAGCUACAGGAGGAAAUAAAAAGACUCAGAGAGGCGCUGACAACAAGAGAACAAGUACAGGAACAAAAGUCACAGUUGAAAGAAACAGAGGUACAGGAACUAAAGUCACAGUUGAAGGAAAAAGAAAAUCUUCUUAGAGAUUUGGAAACCUCGUGGGAAGAAAAGCUGAAAAGGACCGAGGUUGCUACACAGGAAUGGCAAAAGAAUUUAGAGAAUAUGGGAGUCACUCUUAAUAAACAGGAUGUUGUAUUCAAAAAUGAAUGUUAUCUUACCCAACGUGGUAUACACUUAAUUAUCCAUCAUAUAAAUUAUAUCAUCAAGAUUGGCUCUGGACCUUCUCAAGAUAUCCAGAUCUCUGGUCCUGAGGCUGAGUGUGAACAUUGUGAGAUCACGAAGACAGAAGAAGGAGAGGUUUUUCUAAUUCCAGUUGACAACUCAAAAACCUAUGUCAAUGGCUCACCGUGUAACACGAAGACCCAGCUGUGGCAUGACGAUAAAAUACAACUAGGAACAAAUGUAUUUAUUUUACACCUUCCCAAAAGACCAAAGCCAGAACAUCAUGCAACUCUACCAAGUGAUGCAUUAAGUGUGCAGGAGUCUAGGGAGCGCCUGGCUGUCUUCUUCAGGGACCCCAACACCGAUGCAACAUGGCUAUUAAAGCUUUUCUCAGAACUUUCAGCCUUUAAAUAUGGGACUGUGUGUGGCUGCAUUUCUCAUCUUGGAAAAGAUAGAAUGGAAAUCUAUGGUUGAUAAAUCCUCCAUCAUUAUCCUGUAUCACUCUCACUCUUCAGAAACCCCUUGCCGCAUCUGUCUGAUCUGAAGACAUUCCUGGAUUACUGCCGAGAAAAACAUGGUCCAGAAAACAUAAAAGUUGUGAUAACUGAUGUGGAGGAUAUACAUUCGGAGAGGAAGAUUACAGAAUGGUGGAUGGUGGGAAGAUGCUGGGACUGGGAACCCCUGACUCUCAGCAAAGCAGAAAUGAGAUCUCUGACUGAACAUAAAAUAAACCUUCUAUCAGCAGAGAGAAGAAUGGCCAAUAAACUCCGACACAUCUACCAGAUCGUACACGAGGCUGCAAAGAAGAAAUUUAAUCAGGAAAUUGAGAAGGUAAAAUAUAUAUUUAAUAGCAAUUCCUCAUAUCAUUGUUCAUUCUACUGUAGAUCUAUUAUUUUUACAUUCUGUUUUACAGACCAAGCUGAG
Molecule: messenger RNA, 2355 nt
Organism: Staurois parvus
Lineage: Eukaryota; Metazoa; Chordata; Amphibia; Anura; Ranidae
Source: the annotation of a GenBank genome assembly